This is a messenger RNA of Colletotrichum higginsianum IMI 349063, 1308 nucleotides long. Its product is annotated as Arginase family protein. Gene Ontology annotation, molecular function: agmatinase activity; metal ion binding. The coding region runs from base 1 to 1308 and encodes 435 amino acids. Lineage: Eukaryota; Fungi; Ascomycota; Sordariomycetes; Glomerellales; Glomerellaceae. The record is from RefSeq and is a predicted model, not a curated record. The transcript has 8 exons.
AUGCGGUUCCUGACAGUCAUUCUACUAUGCCUUCCAAACACCACCGGCGCUGCUUGGAAGCUCCCCCACUCAGCAUUCGGCAAUGUUGAGUCUCCUCGGGGCAACCAGAUACCGAUCGGCCUCGAGAACGAUGAUGAGAUUGGCACGUUCGGAGCUAGUUCGUUUGCUGGGCUGAGGACGUUUGCGAACCUCCCAUUCGUGGACUGCUUCUCCGACCAAGACACCAGGGAUCACAAGUACGACAUUGCCAUCUUCGGCGCCUCUCACGACACUUGGUUGUAUGCUCAUCUAAAUGAAUGUGGAAGACAACGACCGGCCGUCCAGGAGCGCGGUUUGGCCCUCCAGCUAUACGGACAGGUAGCCAACGGAAGGGCCCUGGGGAAUGGAGCAUCUAUACAGGCACGCCGCCCUCCAGGGAUUGAUCAUGCGCAAAACCCAUUGCAAGACUGGGCAACCGUGGUGGACUGCGGCGAUGCGCGGCUCACGUGGCUGGACAACACGGCAUCGCUAAAGAGGCUCGACAAAGCCCACACCGUCAUCUCUGGUCGAGCAGCGGCAAACUCGAGCGUUUCGUCGACGCCAAGGAUACUUACUCUGGGAGGCGACCACACCACGACCUUGUCUGCGCUUCGGUCAACCUACCGGAGAUGGGGCCCUGUUGCCGUCAUUCACUUCGAUAGCCAUAUCGAUACCUGGGACCCUGCAGUUCUCGGUAAGUUCCCCAGGGGUGGUGUUAACUUGGGCGAGCAAUAUGCUGAGAAGGUCAUUUUUCUUCUCCAGGAGGCGGAAUAUCCGAGUAUGCCUAAUUUCGUCAGAGGACUGAACCAUGGGACAUUCCUCCACAUCGCCCACGAAGAGCACUUGAUUUUGAACAACUCCAUCCACGCCGGCAUCCGGGCCCCCUUGGUCAGGCGGAAAGGCGACCUGAGAAACGACGUCCGUUGCGGGUUCGAAAUCGUCACCGCCCGUGACCUGGACAAGUUUGGCGCCCAUGGCGUCAUCUCGAAGAUUAAGGAGCGCGUCGGCGACUCCAGGGUCUACGUCAGUGUCGACAUCGACGUCCUUGACCCGGCAUAUGCCCCAGCCACGGGGACGGCUGAGCCGGGGGGCUGGUCGACGCGAGAGCUCCUCACCGUUCUCGACGGCCUCGAAGGGUUGUCGAUAGUCGGCGCAGACGUCGUGGAGGUUGCGCCCGCGUACGACAACAACGGCGAGACCACCGUUCUGGCCGCAGCAGAGAUUGCCUAUUCUCUGAUCGACCUUAUGGUCCUGACGCCUGUCCGAUCAAAGGCGGACGACGAUGCUUGA